AUGAUUUCACAAAUCCGCAAUUACCUCGCUAUUAAACGCUAUCAAAGCGAAGUUACCACCUCUUCAGUUGAACCUUGGGAAAGAGCCUUAUUCAACUCAGCAAUUGUAUUGAGCAUAACGCUAUUUACGUACACCGCCUUUGCAAACCUCCCAAAUCAGGGUCAAAAUUUUCCAAUAAACAUUGGCGAUUAUCAUUCAUUCUACUUAUGA
Funneliformis geosporum is the source of this 210-nucleotide messenger RNA. Lineage: Eukaryota; Fungi; Glomeromycota; Glomeromycetes; Glomerales; Glomeraceae. The record is from the annotation of a GenBank genome assembly.